This is a messenger RNA of Durusdinium trenchii, 633 nucleotides long. The record is from the annotation of a GenBank genome assembly. Lineage: Eukaryota; Dinophyceae; Suessiales; Symbiodiniaceae.
AUGGUGGCAAACCUGGUGAUGGCGCACGAACUAAGCACCAAUUUCACUCAGAGGGUCUUCGGAGGCGGAAUCCGGCUGGUGACCAGCAUUUGGGCUGAGGCUAUUUGCCCAUGGUUCUUCAAUCCGCCUAUCCACACUGACAGCAAGCUAAUAAAAUGCUAUGACAACCAGCUGUGUGACCCUGAGGAGGAUGGUGAGAACUGCUGUGCUGCAAAGGGUGGCACCUUCAUGUGUUCGCAGUCGUUCCCCUACAUGUGCAAAGCCAAGAAGAAUGGCAAGGACCCCUCGGACUACUUCUGCGUCAAAGAAAAUGCUGACUGUGAACAGUAUGAUGGUCGUCGACCCUGCGAGGGCCCUCCUGGCAAACCUGGCAGUGAAGGCGAGGUUGGCGAGGAAGGAGAACCUGGCGAGGAUGGCAUUGAAGGACCUGCAGGGUUUGUCUCAGACCUGGCGGUGCCUGUGCCUACAGGGGCACACCACUUGCUCUCACAGCCGGCCACCAAUGUAGAGGUCUUGAGUGCCCUCAUUGUGAAUGGUGGCAUGGCUUUUCUCGUCUUCCGAAGCCUCAAGGCCAAGAUUCGAGAGAAGUUUGAAGGUAAGGCUUCAGCAGCUUCAGUUGCUCCAAGGAGUUGA